AGAAGAAAAGGUUAGGCAUUUGGCUAAUUUAAUUUCUGAAUAUUUUAGGUAGACGCAGAACCGUACAGGCACACGUUCGGGUUACAUCUCCGAUCAGUUACGAUUCACAAGUUGCAAUUUGCAGACCCGCCUUUUCUCUGUCUCUACCCUGCAAUCAAAAUUCGACUCUUCUUCUCCACCAUCGUCCGUCAGGGUUCUCUUAAAUUUUUUUUUUUUUUUUAAAUUCAACUUUUGCAGAAAAUAGAAAAAACAAAGAAGGGGGCAACGAGCUUCCAAUUAGGGUUUCAUGUUCUUCUAUGUAGCUUUAAUGUCUUUUGAUUUUGGAUGGAGAUUACUACCUCUACUCUCACUCUCGCUUUCUCUUCUCAGCCAUUUUUAUUAGCCUUCUCUCUCACUAUCUUCUCUCUUCUAGUAGCCCUUCUCACUAUCCGAUCAAAAUCCUCCAAAUCCCAUACACCUUCUCAUGCCACGUCACCCAACCCUACUAAGACCUGUAAUUGUUGUCAUUCCUGUAACGGGACCCUAGGGAAUUCAGAUUCUUCCUCGUUGGCUACUGUUACUGGGCACCUCAACGGUGGUUCAGCGGCGGUGGAGAUGGUGGCGGCGGUAUCUGACAGGGUGGUCGAGAAGCAGACGGGGGCGUCUAUGAUGGAACAAUUAGUACCUGAGAUUACCACGCACACGCUUAGUUAUUUGGAUUAUCCUAGUCUUUGUAGAUUGUCUAUGACAAAUUCAUUGAUGCGAAAGGCUGCUAAUGAUGAUAAUGCCUGGAAAGCGCUAUAUCACAAGGAUUUUACAAUGGAACAAGAUACUGUGACACCUGUUAAUGGGUGGAAAUCUUACUAUGCGGCUACAAGAGCCGUUGUGAAUGCCAAUACAGAAUUUUAUAAUGUGAUCAAAGAAAGGUCUCUUCCAGCAAUGAGUCAUUUUUGGCUUAAUGCAGACUAUGUGAAGUGUAUUCAUGCAUCUGGGGAACUUUUCACAGGGUAUAAUGCUAUAAUGCAGAGUUGGCAACUUACAUUUGAUUGGGAGCAAUGGCUAGAUUUUGAGGUUCAGGAUGUACGGGCUCGUGUGCUGACGGACAUGGCUUGGGUUACCAUGAAGGCAUAUAUUCACUUGAACACCAGGCCAUUUAGUGUAACAAAUGUCUUUGAGUUCCAUAAUGGUCGGUGGUAUAUGGUUCACCAUCACAGCUCAGUGAUGCUCAUUGAUGGAGAUGUUGGCCAACAGAUUAUUCAUGCAUAAAACGAGAGAAAAAAGAGUUCAUACCAAUGAUAUGUUGCUAGUUGCUAGUUGCAAAAUAGUGAUAUUUAUCAGGAGGAAGUUUCUUGAAUUUUCCUCUAUGAAUUCUUCAUUGGAAAUAUUUAGUGUUUUUCCAACCUCAGUUUUGAUUGUUUAUUGGGUAAAGAGGCGUCUUCGUCGCUCUUCUAUUCUCCCCCAUCCUUUUUCUCAAUUCUUCUGUAUCUUUUUGUUGUAAUUUUUAGUUUGUAUUUCUUUUGGGGUAAAUUCAUUUCCAAACUCCCAGAUUUAUGCAAAAUGGGAACUGCUAAAAGUAUAGCUACUGCGUAAUGUAGCAAGGGCCAAAGGAUGGAGUUGCUUAUUGCUGUGGAUUGACUGCAAAUACUAAACGACUGUAGUAGAACCGGAUAGAUGAAUGAAAAAGGAACAUUCAUGCUUGUAUUCAAACGCCUUGUAUAUUUUAUUCUCCAUUACUAUAUUUCAUCAUUCUCCAUAUCCCCCC
Messenger RNA from Manihot esculenta (cassava), 1741 nucleotides. Its product is annotated as F-box protein SKIP8. Bases 325 to 1245 code for a protein of 306 amino acids. Gene Ontology annotation, molecular function: protein binding. The transcript is spliced from 3 exons. The record is from RefSeq and is a predicted model, not a curated record. NCBI's taxonomy places the organism in Eukaryota, Viridiplantae, Streptophyta, Magnoliopsida, Malpighiales, Euphorbiaceae.